AUGGGCCUCUCACGCCACCCCACCCUUCCCUACAUAUCUACCUUCUUCGGCACCAUCUGCCUUGGCUUCGGGAUAACCUACAUGCUAUAUCCACGUAUAGGCUACUCGCUGUACGGCUUCACAUCCUCGCCCACCAACGCGCUCGACUGGGCGGUCAUGGAGCGCGUCAUGGUCCUGUACGGCGCCAAGGAUGUCUUCAUCGCGGCGGCGAUCUACAGUUCGACGUGGUUUGGGACGCGCAGGAGCGCAGGGCUAAUUAUGUUGGCGGCGGGAUUUUGUGCCGGGGUGGAUGGUACACCAAGGGAGUCACUGAGCACGUCGCCACGGUGA
Boeremia exigua is the source of this 330-nucleotide messenger RNA. RefSeq lists its product as uncharacterized. The record is from RefSeq and is a predicted model, not a curated record. Bases 1 to 330 code for a protein of 109 amino acids. NCBI's taxonomy places the organism in Eukaryota, Fungi, Ascomycota, Dothideomycetes, Pleosporales, Didymellaceae. The transcript is spliced from 2 exons.